UCCUCUUUGGGAAAUCUCAGUUCAACCAAAGGCUAACGGAAGGGCUUUGGAUUUUCCUGCAAAGUUACAUAGAGCAAUGUUCUGUGAUGGUGCCCGAGAUGCGUGGACUGAGCCCAGGCCGAAGGCUGCCCGAGCCUGCCCUGUGCCCGGCUACGGGAGGGAGCCCUGAGCCUGGGGCUGCUGGCCGGCGUCGCCACGUCCUGGCCCUGCCCGAGGAGGAGGCAUGGCGGCCACAGCAGUGUGCCCUGCUCGAGGCCGAUGCCUCCGACGAGGUGGGCAUGCUGCCCGCUUCCCCACGCUCUGCGAUGGCCGGCUUCGACAACUUCUUCCCGGUGCAGGAGGGCGAGGGCCCGGGCUGGGAGGGCAGCUCCAUGCUGGAUGCAGGCUCCAGCACCUUCCUCCCUGUGAGCCCGGAGGUCAUGAAGCGGAGGCGUGGGGGCCUCAUCGAGCAGCGGGACAUCAUCAAGGCCCACGAGGCACACAAGAUGCAGAGCACCCCGCAGGCCCGACGAAAGGAGUGGGAGAUGGCUCGCUUCGGGGAGGCGGUGGUCGUUGGCAGGCCGGGCUCAGGCGAUGGAGACUCGGACCAGAGCAGGAACCGGCAAGGAACCCCUGUACCGGCCUCGGGGCCGGCAGCCGCCUACAAGCAGUCGAAAGCGCAGAGGGCGCGGACUAUGGCUUUGUACAACCCCAUUCCUGUCCGGCAGAACUGUUUCACGGUCAACAGAUCCCUGUUCAUCUUCGGAGAAGAUAACAUUGUCAGGAAAUACGCCAAGAAGCUCAUCGAUUGGCCGCCAUUUGAGUACAUGAUCCUGGCCACCAUCAUUGCCAACUGCAUCGUCUUGGCCCUGGAGCAGCAUCUUCCUGAGGAUGACAAGACCCCGAUGUCCCGAAGGCUGGAAAAGACAGAACCAUAUUUCAUUGGGAUCUUCUGCUUUGAAGCUGGGAUCAAAAUCGUGGCUCUAGGUUUCAUCUUCCAUAAAGGUUCAUACCUCCGCAACGGCUGGAAUGUCAUGGACUUCAUCGUGGUCCUCAGUGGCAUCCUGGCCACUGCGGGAACCCACUUCAACACCCAUGUGGACUUGCGGACCCUCCGUGCCGUGCGUGUCCUGAGGCCUUUAAAGCUCGUGUCAGGAAUACCUAGCCUGCAGAUUGUGUUGAAGUCCAUCAUGAAGGCCAUGGUGCCUCUUCUGCAGAUUGGCCUUCUGCUCUUCUUUGCCAUCCUCAUGUUCGCCAUCAUUGGCUUGGAGUUCUACAGUGGCAAGUUACAUCGAGCAUGCUUCAUGAACAAUUCAGGUAUUCUAGAGGGAUUUGAUCCUCCCCACCCGUGUGGUGUGCAGGGCUGCCCAGCUGGUUACGAAUGCAAGGACUGGAUCGGCCCCAAUGACGGGAUCACCCAGUUUGACAACAUCCUUUUUGCUGUGCUGACUGUCUUCCAAUGCAUCACGAUGGAAGGGUGGACCACUGUGCUGUACAAUACCAAUGAUGCCUUAGGAGCCACCUGGAAUUGGCUGUACUUCAUCCCCCUCAUCAUCAUUGGAUCCUUCUUUGUUCUCAACCUUGUCCUGGGAGUGCUUUCAGGGGAAUUUGCCAAAGAAAGAGAGAGGGUGGAGAACCGGAGAGCAUUCAUGAAGCUGCGGCGCCAGCAACAGAUUGAGAGAGAGCUGAAUGGCUACCGUGCCUGGAUAGACAAAGCAGAGGAAGUCAUGCUUGCUGAAGAAAAUAAAAACGCUGGAACAUCAGCCUUGGAAGUGCUUCGAAGGGCAACCAUCAAAAGGAGCCGGACGGAGGCCAUGACCCGAGACUCCAGCGAUGAGCACUGCGUUGAUAUCUCUUCUGUGGGCACACCUCUUGCCAGAGCCAGUAUCAAGAGCACAAAGGUAGAUGGGGCCUCCUAUUUCCGGCACAAGGAACGGCUUCUGCGUAUUUCUAUCCGGCACAUGGUCAAAUCCCAAGUGUUUUACUGGAUCGUCUUGAGUGUUGUGGCUCUCAAUACUGCCUGUGUGGCCAUUGUUCAUCACAACCAACCCCAGUGGCUCACUCACCUCCUCUACUAUGCAGAAUUUUUGUUUCUGGGACUUUUUCUGUUGGAGAUGUCCCUGAAGAUGUAUGGCAUGGGACCACGCCUUUAUUUUCAUUCCUCAUUCAACUGCUUUGAUUUUGGGGUCACAGUGGGCAGCAUCUUUGAGGUGGUCUGGGCAAUAUUCAGACCUGGUACAUCUUUUGGAAUCAGUGUCUUACGAGCUCUCCGACUCCUAAGGAUAUUUAAAAUAACCAAGUAUUGGGCAUCCCUUAGGAAUCUGGUUGUCUCCUUGAUGAGCUCCAUGAAGUCUAUCAUCAGCUUGCUCUUCCUCCUCUUCCUCUUCAUCGUUGUCUUCGCUCUCCUAGGAAUGCAGCUCUUUGGAGGCAGGUUUAACUUUAAUGAUGGGACUCCUUCAGCUAAUUUUGACACCUUCCCUGCAGCUAUCAUGACAGUGUUCCAGAUCCUAACGGGGGAAGACUGGAAUGAGGUGAUGUACAACGGCAUCCGCUCCCAGGGUGGGGUCAGCUCGGGCAUGUGGUCUGCCAUCUACUUCAUUGUGCUCACCUUGUUUGGAAACUACACACUGCUGAACGUAUUCUUGGCCAUCGCUGUGGACAAUCUGGCCAAUGCCCAGGAAUUGACCAAGGACGAACAGGAGGAGGAAGAAGCCUUCAACCAGAAACAUGCACUGCAGAAGGCCAAGGAGGUUAGCCCGAUGUCUGCACCCAACAUGCCUUCUAUUGAAAGAGACAGAAGGAGAAGACACCACAUGUCGAUGUGGGAGCCGCGCAGCAGCCACCUGAGGGAGCGGAGGCGCCGGCACCACAUGUCUGUAUGGGAACAACGCACCAGCCAGUUGAGGAGGCACAUGCAAAUGUCUAGCCAAGAAGCCCUCAACAAAGAAGAGGCCCCGCCAAUGAACCCCCUCAAUCCACUCAAUCCACUGAGCCCUCUCAACCCACUCAACGCUCACCCCAGCCUCUAUCGGAGACCCAGGCCCAUUGAGGGCCUAGCCCUGGGCCUGGGUCUUGAGAAGUGUGAAGAGGAGCGCAUCAGCCGCGGGGGUUCCCUCAAGGGCAGUGUAGGGGCCCUGACCAGUGCCCUGGACAACCAGAGGAGCCCCUUGUCCUUGGGAAAACGGGAGCCACCAUGGCUGCCCAGAUCCUGUCAUGGAAACUGUGACCCGACCCAGCAGGAAGCUGGGGGAGGAGAGACCGUGGUGACUUUUGAGGACCGAGCCAGACAUAGGCAGAGCCAGAGGCGCAGCCGCCAUCGCCGCGUCAGGACUGAGGGCAAGGAGUCUGCCUCCGUGUCACGGAGCAGGUCCGCCAGCCAGGAGCGGAGUCUGGAUGAAGGGGUGUCCAUUGAGGGAGAGAAAGAACAUGAACCUCAGGGCAGCCACAGAAGCAAGGAGCCGACCAUCCAUGAAGAGGAAAGAACUCAGGACUUGAGAAGGACCAACAGUCUGAUGGUACCCAGGGGCUCUGGACUGGUAGGAGCUCUUGAUGAGGCAGAAACUCCUCUAGUCCAGCCCCAGCCUGAGUUGGAAGUGGGGAAGGAUGCGGCUCUGGCAGAGCAGGAAGCUGAAGGCAGCAGCGAGCAAGCCCUGCUUGGGGACGUCCAGCUGGACGUGGGCCGGGGCAUUAGCCAGAGCGAGCCUGACCUCUCCUGCAUGACAGCCAACAUGGACAAGGCUACCACCGAGAGCACCAGCGUCACGGUCGCCAUCCCUGAUGUUGACCCCUUGGUGGAUUCAACAGUGGUGCACAUUAGCAACAAGACUGAUGGAGAAGCCAGUCCCUUGAAGGAGGCAGAGACCAAAGAGGAAGAAGAAGAGGUGGAGAAGAAAAAGAAGAAGGAGAAGCGAGAGACUGGCAAAGCCAUGGUGCCCCAUAGCUCUAUGUUCAUCUUCAGCACCACUAACCCGAUCCGCAGGGCCUGCCACUACAUUGUGAACCUACGCUACUUUGAGAUGUGCAUCCUCCUGGUGAUUGCGGCCAGCAGCAUUGCCCUGGCAGCCGAGGACCCUGUCCUGACCAAUUCGGAGCGCAAUAAAGUCCUGAGAUAUUUCGACUAUGUUUUCACCGGCGUGUUUACCUUUGAGAUGGUUAUAAAGAUGAUAGACCAAGGCUUGAUCCUGCAGGAUGGAUCCUACUUCCGAGACCUCUGGAACAUCCUGGACUUUGUGGUAGUGGUUGGUGCAUUGGUAGCCUUUGCUCUGGCAACCAACAAGGGGCGGGACAUCAAGACUAUCAAGUCUCUGAGGGUACUCCGAGUUCUGCGACCACUGAAAACCAUCAAGCGCUUGCCCAAGCUGAAGGCUGUGUUUGACUGUGUGGUGACCUCCCUGAAGAAUGUCUUCAACAUACUCAUUGUCUACAAACUCUUCAUGUUCAUCUUUGCUGUCAUCGCCGUCCAGCUCUUCAAAGGGAAGUUCUUCUAUUGCACCGACAGCUCGAAGGACACAGAGAAGGAGUGCAUAGGCAACUAUGUAGAUCACGAGAAAAAUAAGAUGGAGGUAAAGGGCCGGGAAUGGAAGCGUCAUGAGUUCCACUAUGACAACAUCAUCUGGGCCCUGCUGACCCUCUUCACUGUCUCCACGGGGGAAGGGUGGCCUCAGGUCCUGCAGCAUUCUGUAGAUGUGACAGAGGAAGACAGAGGCCCAAGCCGCAGCAACCGCAUGGAGAUGUCCAUCUUUUAUGUGGUCUACUUUGUGGUGUUCCCUUUCUUCUUCGUCAAUAUCUUUGUAGCUCUCAUCAUCAUCACCUUCCAGGAGCAAGGGGAUAAGAUGAUGGAGGAGUGUAGCCUGGAAAAGAACGAGCGGGCAUGCAUUGACUUCGCCAUUAGUGCCAAACCCCUCACCCGCUACAUGCCGCAGAACAGACACACCUUCCAGUACCGCGUCUGGCACUUUGUGGUUUCUCCAUCCUUUGAGUAUACCAUCAUGGCCAUGAUCGCCUUGAACACUGUCGUGCUGAUGAUGAAGUACUAUUCUGCUCCUUGCACCUAUGAACUUGCCCUAAAGUACCUGAACAUUGCCUUCACCAUGGUGUUCUCCCUGGAAUGUGUCCUAAAGGUCAUCGCUUUUGGCUUCCUGAACUAUUUCCGAGAUACCUGGAAUAUCUUUGACUUCAUCACAGUGAUUGGCAGUAUCACAGAAAUUAUCCUGACAGACAGCAAGCUGGUGAACACCAGUGGCUUCAAUAUGAGCUUUCUGAAGCUCUUCCGAGCUGCGCGCCUCAUAAAGCUUUUGCGUCAGGGCUACACCAUUCGCAUCUUACUGUGGACCUUUGUGCAGUCCUUUAAGGCUCUCCCCUAUGUCUGCCUUCUGAUUGCCAUGCUUUUCUUCAUCUAUGCCAUCAUUGGGAUGCAGGUAUUUGGAAACAUAAAGUUAGAUGAGGAGAGUCACAUCAACCGGCACAACAACUUCCGGAGUUUCUUCGGGUCCCUCAUGCUGCUCUUCAGGAGUGCCACGGGGGAGGCUUGGCAGGAGAUAAUGCUGUCGUGUCUCGGCGAGAAGGGCUGUGAGCCUGAUACCACCGCACCCUCAGGGCAGAACGAGAGUGAGCGCUGUGGCACUGACCUGGCCUACGUGUACUUUGUCUCCUUCAUCUUCUUCUGCUCCUUCCUGAUGCUCAACCUGUUCGUGGCGGUCAUCAUGGAUAACUUUGAGUACCUGACUCGAGAUUCCUCUAUCCUGGGACCUCACCACUUGGAUGAGUUUGUCCGUGUCUGGGCAGAAUAUGACAGAGCAGCAUGCGGCAGGAUCCCGUAUAAGGAUAUGUACAAAUUAGUGCGGGUGAUCUCGCCUCCUCUGGGCCUGGGAGAGAACUGCCCCUACAGGGUGGCUUGCAAGAGGUUGGUCCUGAUGAACAUGCCAGUGGCUGAGGACAUGACAGUCCACUUUACCUCCACACUUAUGGCUCUGAUCCGGACAGCCCUGGACAUCAAAAUCGCCAAAGGUGGUGCAGACAGACAGCAGCUAGACUCGGAGCUACAAAAAGAAACUCUGGCCAUUUGGCCUCACCUAUCCCAGAAGAUGCUGGAUCUGCUUGUGCCCAUGCCCAAAGCCUCUGACCUAACAGUGGGCAAAAUCUAUGCAGCAAUGAUGAUCAUGGACUACUAUAAACAGAGCAAGGUGAAGAAGCAGAGACAGCAGCUGGAAGAACAGAAAAAUGCACCCAUGUUUCAGCGCAUGGAGCCCUCAUCACUGCCGCAGGAGAUCAUCGCUAAUGCCAAAGCGCUGCCUUAUCUCCAGCAGGACCCUGGUUCAGGCCUGAGUGGUCGGAGUGGAUACCCUUCAAUGAGUCCACUCUCCCCGCAAGAAAUAUUCCAGUUGGCUUGUAUGGACCCUGCUGAUGAUGGACAAUUCCAGGAACAGCAAUCUCUGGAGCCAGAGGUUAGUGAAUUAAAAAGUGUGCAGUCCUCUAACCAUGGCAUCUACCUUCCUCCGGACACCCAGAAGCAUGCGGGAUCUGGGAGGGCAUCCUCUAUGCCACGACUGACUAUGGACCCCCAGGUGGUAACAGACCCUAGUUCUAUGCGACGUUCAUUUUCUACAAUUCGGGAUAAGCGUUCAAAUUCUUCAUGGUUGGAGGAGUUCUCCAUGGAGCGUAGCAGUGAAAAUACCUACAAGUCGCGGCGCAGAAGCUACCAUUCCUCCCUGAGGCUGUCAGCCCACCGCCUGAAUUCUGACUCUGGCCACAAGUCUGACACUCACCGUUCGGGAGGCAGGGAGAGAGGCCGAUCCAAAGAGAGAAAGCACCUUCUCUCCCCUGAUGUCUCCCGCUGCAAUUCUGAGGAGCGAGGGACCCAGGCUGACUGGGAAUCCCCAGAACGACGCCAGUCCAGGUCACCCAGCGAGGGAAGAUCACAGACCCCCAACAGACAGGGCACUGGUUCCCUGAGCGAGAGCUCCAUUCCCUCCAUCUCUGACACCAGCACUCCAAGACGAAGUCGUCGCCAGCUCCCACCUGUGCCACCAAAGCCUCGGCCCCUCCUCUCCUACAGCUCCCUGAUGAGACACACCGGGGGCAUCUCUCCUCCUCCUGAUGGAAGUGAGGGUGGCUCCCCGCUGGCCUCUCAAGCCCUGGAGAGCAACAGCGCUUGCCUGACCGAGUCUUCCAAUUCCUUGCACCCCCAGCAGGGCCAGCACUCUUCCCCUCAACACUACAUCUCCGAGCCCUAUCUGGCCCUCCACGAAGACUCCCACGCCUCAGACUGUGGCGAGGAGGAGACACUCACCUUUGAGGCAGCCGUGGCUACUAGCUUGGGCCGCUCCAACACCAUCGGCUCCGCCCCACCCCUGCGGCACAGCUGGCAGAUGCCUAACGGGCACUAUCGGCGGCGGAGGCGUGGGGGGCCUGGGCCUGGCAUGAUGUGUGGAGCUGUCAGUGACCUCCUCAGUGACACGGAAGAAGAUGAUAAGUGCUAGAGGCUGCCAUCCCCUCCGAUGCAUGCUCUUCUCUCACAGGGAGAAAACCAAGACCAAAUUGGGAAGCCAGUGCGGCCCGGGGGGAGGAAGAGGGAGAAGGAAGAUGGAGGAAGGACGCCAUGCAUCCUCUGAAAAGAGGAAGUAAAAGACAGAUGGAAAACCAGUCAAACCCACCAAUUUGCUUUAUUUCCCUUUGCAAGAUGGGCACUGCCAUAGUCCUGCCUCUUUGCUGGGGAAAGAAAAUACAGGGAUGUGGGGGGUUAUUCCCAUGGGAGAAGGGACACAAAGGUGGCUUGGCUUCCCUUGCCCCUUCCCACUUUUCUAUGAGCUGCAGCAGGAUCUGGCUGGCCUGUGUCUAAGCUCAUUGCCCUGAGCAGCUGGGAAGACUUCCUGGCAUCUCAUCGCAGGAAGAGUGGAGACAGUAGAAGAAUCUCCGUGCCAGUUCUUGCGCUUUGGCUGCCCCCAGGGCAACCCCAGCAGCAUCUCAUGCAUUGUUCUUGGGGCUUGCUUCCCCCAAAGAGACACACGCUAAGUCAAGAGCGCUGGAUGCUGACGGGAAAAGGGAGGGCGGGAGAGAAGGGCCAGAGUAGAAGGGCCCAAGGUGCUGUGGCAGCAGCAGCAAGGGCUGGUCUGGGUGAGAAAAGCCAUAGCACAGCAGCCCAUACCAUGAAGGUGAGGGCCAAAGAAGCAGAAUUGGAGGUGCUGGUGGGUACGGUAGUAGACCCUGUGGUCUGUUACCCACACAGUAGGUGCUGUGGUAGAUAGACUAGAGACAGAGGUUCCCUAGGGCCCCAAAGGUGCCUGUAGCUCCGGUAAAGGUAAUAUUAACUCCAAUAGCCAGGGCCCAACCCCAGUAGGGUUCAGCCACAGUGUGGGAACCCCAUGCAGUUCUCAGCCUUGGCCCUUUAGAUUCUAGUCAGAGGGGACCCCCAACAAUAGGGACAAGACAGAGAAGGAGACCUAAGGGACUCUAGGCAGACUCAAUUUUCCAACAAUCACAAGAGGAACUCGGUACGAGUGACCACAGUGGGCUGGAAGCAGCAGGCCUCUGUCAAGCAGCAAGGCUACCGCUAAGCCAAGCCCAGAAUAGUCAAGUAUCAACAGCUAAGUGUUCUCUACCAGUUCCCCAAGUGGACAGUGAACACACAUCCAAGGAGACCCCUGUGUAGUGACUUCCAGAGAAUGGUCCCUAAGGAAGUCAUCCUGAGGACCCCUUGUGAGGAGAAACCCUUGGGCCUGAAGCUUGUGUGGCUGGUUUGGGGUUUGGAGAGUAAGUUGGUGAGGAUGCUUUAAGGUGAUUAGUAACCAUACCUCAGUUUUGACCUGGGCUGCUUUUAGUAAAAAUAGGCUCUGAUGGGGCCCCGACUUUCUCUGAAUGUUCCCUGAGCCAGGGCUGGGCUUCAUCCCUUCCCCAAAGUAAAAGAUGGGUAGAAGACAGCCUCAGGCCACUCCCCCAAAGCAGAAGCACUGAGGGAAAAUAGGAGCCUUCCUUAGUCACUUCUGUAAGUGAUGAACACAGCAGAGAGCUCCAUUCUGUGGGACUCGUCACCCUUCGGCCUCUCUCCGGUAUCAUCAGAGCUGAACCGAUGCCUUGGAGCCAGGUGUUGGGCGGGACUGCCCUCUCUAGCUUCUUCACCUGACCCUCCCCAGUGAGACUCGAGGACUUCACACUGCACUCAGUGGAUCGGCUUUCUAUCCUCUUCCAGCCUCGGCAGAGUCCUUCGGGACUCUUGUGGAGGAGCGGCCCUUCUCUCUCAGCAGGAGCUUCUCCUCCGGGGUUUCCUUUCUAUCCUUCUGUCCCACUCUUCCUAGCCCUGGCCUAGCGGCAUGAGCUCUGACAAGCCAAGUUCUCCCCCCCCCCAUGUGAGCAUGUGGCGGCAGUCACCUGCCACAGUCCCACCUUCUCUUUUGCGUAUCAAUGGAGCUUCGAGAACCAUGGUCAGCCCCGAACCAAAGUGGUCCCAGGACAGGUGACCGGUGACCGAUGAGGCAGACGUAAGGCCUGCCGACUCUCAGAUCCUCUUCCGCCGCCAUCGCUUCAUUUCCUCUCCCUCGCAGCACGUGUGUGCUCGGGGGCCGCUGAGAAUAUGAGCAUAAUCCUAACAGAGGAGAUUGUUACAUAAGAAUAAUGCUGGGCCUUGUGUUGUUUUAAAGGUUUUCUUUGCUCAGCCUCAUUUCAUGCCAAAGUGCUGCUAUGGGCCUCCUUGUGUGCACAAAAUUGCUUUCCUCUACCUUGGACUUGCAGCUUUCCAUAGGGGAAAGCCUGCAACAGGAUGACCAUCCUGAGCCAGCAAGCCUGUUGGAUGGUGUCUGGAGAAAUUCGAUUGCGGAGAUAUGUCAUUGCCAUCCCUGUAGUGGGAGAACUGUGGGCUGCCAGCACAGUGACCAGCUAUGGAAUUUGCCUGCAAAUAAUAACAUGAUCAUUAAACUUACUAUGCCUGAA
This is a messenger RNA of Alexandromys fortis (reed vole), 9900 nucleotides long. RefSeq names its product calcium voltage-gated channel subunit alpha1 E (gene Cacna1e). Gene Ontology annotation, cellular component: neuronal cell body; membrane; voltage-gated calcium channel complex. Gene Ontology annotation, molecular function: calcium ion binding; high voltage-gated calcium channel activity. The transcript has 49 exons. Bases 87 to 7457 code for a protein of 2456 amino acids. NCBI's taxonomy places the organism in Eukaryota, Metazoa, Chordata, Mammalia, Rodentia, Cricetidae. The record is from RefSeq and is a predicted model, not a curated record. Gene Ontology annotation, biological process: chemical synaptic transmission; calcium ion import across plasma membrane.